UAGACUUAGUUCUGUGAGCUGCGAGUCUCUGCGUGUCUACCUGCGCCCAACUGCGUGUUUGACCCAAGAAACCUGUAAUUGGCACUAUAGUCCCGUUACAUUUAAACCCGAGGAAAGUACGCCACCCCCACCACACACACAUCCCACAGACAUGGCCGAAUGCCAUGAAGACAAUUCUAAAUGGUUGAACAAGGAGGGACACCAACAUAACAGUGAUGACAAAAGCUCAGUCAGAUCAAGUCAGGCCACCUCCUCCUCCUCCUCCUGCACUGGGGAUGGAAGAAGUUCACCAGGAGGCGAAGGCAAGCGGAGGGAGCAGGACACUGCGUCAUGUUGCCGGCUGGACGACCUGAAGAAGUGCCACAAGAAGCUGGGUCGACUGAACUUCAGAAGCACGCACACUGUCCUCGUAGAUGUGGACAUUUUCAACGCUUCAGGACAAGUUCUGCCCCAAGAAGGGAGAGACGUGUGGCAAAGUAACUUUGUGAAGAUGCCCUUUUCGCCCGGAAGUGUCAUAACCAUCAAGACCGGAUCGAGGAAGGUGCAAAGGUGGGAAAUGAUCUCCAAGAAACUGGAUGGUCUGGCCAGUAAGAAGAAACAGAGAGUUGAUGAUGUGGUGGAAGUUAUCAUCAAAUGCAACCCACAAUAUAAAGAUCAGUGGACGUUUGAUGCCCUCUUCUCCUUAGUCAAGUGUAUCCCGAAAGAAGAAAACUACUUCGACACACUGUUUCCAAAGAUCGCGGCGUUGGCUCUGAGCCUCCCCCAGCAUGUGAAGAAGGCCAUCCCGCUGCUUCAGACGGGGAAAUGCCACGCCAUCACUCUGUCACAAGUCCAGAUAUCCUGCCUGCUGGCUAACGCGUUUUUCUGCACCUUCCCACAUCGCAACUCGUCCAGACCCAACGCAGAGUACCAAAACUACCCCACCAUUAACUUCAACAGUCUGUUUGGAAACUGGUCGGAUCGGAAGAAGGAAAAGCUGAGGGCCAUCAUGCAUUAUUUCAAUGUGGUAACAGAUGAGAAAACUAAACCAGAAGGACUGGUGACGUUUGAGAGGCGUUGCUUGAGAGACUCAGAGUUGCCGAGCUGGAGAAGGUGUGAUGAGAAGCUGUCCAAGCUGUAUGUGACAUCAAAAGGCAACAUUGAGGCCAACUGUGCAGGGAUGUUACAGGUGGAUUUUGCUUCCCGUUGGAUUGGCGGAGGUGUGCUAGGCUCCGGACUGGUGCAGGAAGAGAUCUUGUUCCUAAUGAAUCCAGAGCUGAUAGUUUCCCGCCUCUUCACUGAGCGACUGGCGGACAAUGAGUGUCUGAUUGUGACAGGCUCUCAGCAGUUCAGCCAAUACUCUGGUUUUGGAGACAGCUUUCAGUGGGCGGGGCCUAAUGAUGACAAACUGAAACGGGAUGAGUGGGGCCGGCUGCAGAGGCAGAUCUUAGCCAUUGAUGCUCUGCAAUUCAAAAACCCAAGGGAGCAGUACCAUAUGACCAAGGUCACACGAGAACUGAACAAGGCAUUCUGUGGAUUUAAAGGACAUGGGGAUGAUGAGCCAGACAUCGCCACGGGCAAGUGGGGCUGUGGAGUCUUCAAUGGAGACCCUCAACUCAAAGCUGUGAUCCAGCUGAUGGCUGCAGCAAAGGCCAAGACAGGACUGGCCUUCUUCACCUUUGGCGAUGAAGAACUGGCAAACGGCCUGAAGCAGAUCUAUCACCUGAUGGUCACAGAAGGGAUUACAGUUGAGAAACUGUACGGACUUCUGGGGGACUACUGUGCUGUUCAGCAGGCCACCAGCCACUCGCAUGUGGAUCUGUUCAAGUUCAUCAGAGACAACAUCAGCUGUUCCAGAAGUCUGCUGUGAAGUCAGAUUCAUGUCCACGUCUGCAUCUGAUUUGCACGAAAAUAUAGCGGCAAUGUUUUUGUUGCAGAAAUUAGCAAGCUUCGAAAUCAUAUCUUAUGUUAUACAGCAGUUAUGAUUAUUUCACAUAGAGAAAGAGAAGUUCACCAAAACGACAAACCCACGUGAUCGCCACAGGACGCAAAUGUUUUAUUCAACUCCUCGCUGGCUGAUUGGAAGUGAACAGUUGUUGAAUGCUCGCCACUCGAACAUUUGUGUAUGUGUAAAAAUAAGACGUCGAGGGGGCCAAUUCAAUUUUUAGAUUUUGUUUUGAAUUCUUAAAAAUUGAGAAGGCAAUAGCAAUAGAGUGUAAACUAAUGAAUUAUUAUUAAUGUACUAAACUUAUUGAAAAUUACAAUAUGUUCACUGAAGGAGGCUGAGAGCCGUAGUCACUUAAAGGGACUCUUACCUUUGUUGCAUUUGAGAAUUACAGCACAUUCGAAUCAUCCCGCCUUCCUCCAAUGCCCCACCCCCUCGUUCCCAUCCGCGGUGUUUUUUCUUUUGUUUUUCCCCCUGGGAGCGGCUGUUUCAGUACGCCGUGGACCACUUUGGUCUGCCAUCGUCAGUCGCUACGGUCGAUACGGUCGCUACUCGCUACUGUCUGCCGUGGAAUCAAAACAAACCCUAUAGUUGAGGACGCGCCUUGAUGACGCGGGCCCGAAUGCGCGACAAGAAUCAGACGGGCUUCCUGUCUGUUUCCAUGCAGCAAACAGACAGGUCUGUCGGCCAAUAAGGUCCUUCGGUCCGAAGAAUUUUAUUGGUUGAAGUUUUCACUAAAUAUUACGAGAGUGAAAUAAUUGUUUGCUUUAACUCCUGGUGGGUCUGUCUUGCAUUUUAGAGUGUCAUUACCUUAUUAAUACCAAUUUAACCUUAUCCACAAAAAGUGUAAAAAUGCAACAAAGGUAAGAGUCCCUUUAACAUGUUAAAGGGAUAGUUUACAGAAAAAAUGUAAAUGCCCUCGUCUACUCAGCACUACGCCGAUGGAGGGGUGGGUGAAGUGUUUGAGUCCACAAAACACGUCUGGAGUUUCAGGGGUAAACAGUGUUGCAGCCAAAUGCAGUACAAUUGAAGUAACCGGAGACCAGACGUAAUAAAACAGCGAGAAGUAAUGAUUUACAAUGUGUACUCCAGCAGGUAAUUCACCAUCUCAACCUGUUGGUGUUUUCGAGAAAAUGGAUAAAGAACUAACUCUUAAAGUCAUAAUCUCACAACAGUGAGUGGAUUGAUGAGAAGAUUUCACCAGAAAUGCUUUGUAGGGUUUUAUCUCCCCAAACCAGACCCCUCAAGUUUCAAGUUUCAAGGUUCAAGUUUAUUUUUGAUUCCGGCCAUACCUGUAAAACAUACAGUGGAUUAAAACAGUUAAAAGACUAUGCAAGAAAGCAGCAGUUUUAAAAGACAAGUGCAAUUAAGUGCUUGAAUUAAAAUGAUUUAAAAAAACAGUUUUAAGUAGUAUUAAGUGCACAAUAAUCACUGUUUGAAUAUGUAUAGUAAAAGGAGAUUUCAUGGCAAAUGUUGAGUUAUCCAGUAGAAUCACUUUAAAUUAACCACAUUAAUGUCUAUAGAUUUAUUCAUUAUAUUUAUAAUUCGUUGCUUGACACAAUACACGGAUAAACUACUUUUGUGACAAAUCAGUGAAAAGGAGACCAGCGGCCGUAAGCACAGGACAUCUCCCCUUACCAGUGCCCCUGAACGCAACCUCAAUAAUCCCAGCCGUAAUGAAGAAAACAGAAGAUACUGAUUUGAUCUUGUUUGGGACAAAAGCAAAAAUCAGGACAAGUUGCAGAAGGAUAUUAUUUAUUUUGUAAUAAUUGUGACUAAAAUAUGGAAUUUCGAAUUAUUCUCAAAUUGUAUUAGAUUUCUGGGACUAUCAUCUUAUGACCUCCUUGGAGCUUGUGACCCCUAGUUUAGGAAUCACUGGUCUGGAUUGUUGUGAUAGAACAAUAACAUUAUUCUCCUCUAAGUAAACUGAUACCAAAGCGUUGUCUGGUUUGUUUCAAGUGGAUGUUGUGGUUGUAAAUUACACUGCAGUGCUGAUUUACACUGACUGAACCCUGCUCUGUUGCAUUCAUAAUAAGUCUUGUUAAAUCAAGCACAAAAAAAAUCUUUAUUUGUUAAAAACAAUCAAACGUACAUUUUAUGAAAAUAAAUACAUCCUUCCAUUCUGAGGAGCUGAGGAUUCUCAAGUCUCAAUUCUCGCAAGUAUUCGGUUACAUUUGGCAGAGACAGGUGUUUACAUUUAUGUGGAGGGACGGUCAGGAAACUGGAAAUAGGAAAUGGGAAGAAUUGAAGCAUAAAAUAAAAAUUGGGAAAAGAGGUGAAUUAAUAAGAAGUCAAACAGUGGUGCCUCCUUCCUGAGAUCACACAGGAGACACUGCUCAAGUUGUCACAUUUUUAGGAUUAAUAUGCAGACACACGUUCCCUACAAAUGGCUCCCGGUUUCAGUUCAAUAUUCAGCCGUCUCGGCUCAUCGUCUAUAUUUUGUUUUCUUCUUUCACCAGAGAGCAGGGUUGCAUGGCGGUCGUCAUCACACUGUUUAGAGACAUUCCAGUUAGAUGCUUGGGGAAAUAUAGCACACUUUAGAUCGAUGUUUAAUACCUAUGACACUGUAAACUGACAUUUUUACACUUGAACAGAUUAAACACAUGAGGUAUAA
Messenger RNA from Limanda limanda (common dab), 4538 nucleotides. RefSeq names its product poly (ADP-ribose) glycohydrolase, like (gene pargl). The record is from RefSeq and is a predicted model, not a curated record. Gene Ontology annotation, cellular component: cytoplasm; nucleus. Bases 152 to 1849 code for a protein of 565 amino acids. NCBI's taxonomy places the organism in Eukaryota, Metazoa, Chordata, Actinopteri, Pleuronectiformes, Pleuronectidae. Gene Ontology annotation, biological process: regulation of DNA repair; nucleotide-sugar metabolic process; carbohydrate metabolic process. Gene Ontology annotation, molecular function: poly(ADP-ribose) glycohydrolase activity. The transcript is spliced from 16 exons.